Messenger RNA from Brettanomyces nanus, 765 nucleotides. RefSeq lists its product as uncharacterized. The transcript has a single exon. NCBI's taxonomy places the organism in Eukaryota, Fungi, Ascomycota, Pichiomycetes, Pichiales, Pichiaceae. The record is from RefSeq and is a predicted model, not a curated record. Bases 1 to 765 code for a protein of 254 amino acids.
AUGAAUCGGUCAAUUACACAUAAAAAGGAGCCAUCAAGUGUAGGUUUGAAAAGUCGGAUUAGUUCGAUUAGUUCAGAAACUGUCAAGAGUACGAAGCCGCAGAGAAAGGGUGAUGAAUUAGAGAGUUUUCAUGGGAGAAGAAGAGCAUUGAAAGAGUUCUACAAACUGCAAAAAGAACAACUAAAGCAGAUGGAAACAAAAGUGGGAGCAGCUGAAGAGGCAAAUAAAAGUAGCAUGAAAGAAGAAGAGCAGCAAAAUGAAGAAGAUAAUAGAAAGCUGGUACUUACAGUAGACAACUUCGAUGAAUAUGUGAAGAAAGUUGACUUCAUUAGACUUCUUAAAGAAGAGGAUGAGAUUUUAGAAGAAUUGGGGAACAAUCAAAGUGAAAUCAAGUCGAUCAUCUACAACAACUAUUAUGAACUUAUCAAGAUUAAUGAGAUACUUAUGAAUAUGAAGCGAAAUGAUGAUGAAGAUGGUGGUAACGAGAUCAAAAGUGUUGAAACGAACUUGAACAACGUGAAAAAGAGUCUUGGGACGUUAAAAGAGGUGGACUUAGGAGCAUUGGAGGAAACUAAACGGGAUAAAAUUGACAGAAAGGUCGUGGAAGAUAUGUGUAAAGGUAUAAAUAGGAUGAUCUUAGGACGAGGAGGAAAAGAAAUAGUCGAUGGAAUCGAUGGUGUUUUACCGGAGUUGAGUGGAGAGAGUUUAAUACUACAGAUGAAUGAAGUUAAGGAGAGAAGGGCAGACAAGAAGAUGAGUAGAUGA